AUGAAUGUAUUAGCUCUUCGAGGAUCUUAUCAUGGUGACACCUUGGGUGCCAUGGAAGCGCAAGCACCUUCAUCUUAUACCAGUUUUCUCCAGCAGCCAUGGUACGAGUGUUUAUGUCAAACGCGCUAUAGCGCUCGCUAUGGAGCCAUAGCGAGCGCUAUAGCUUCUUGCGCUACGCUAUGGCUAUAG
Thlaspi arvense is the source of this 189-nucleotide messenger RNA. NCBI's taxonomy places the organism in Eukaryota, Viridiplantae, Streptophyta, Magnoliopsida, Brassicales, Brassicaceae. The record is from the annotation of a GenBank genome assembly.